Messenger RNA from Xyrichtys novacula (pearly razorfish), 4847 nucleotides. NCBI's taxonomy places the organism in Eukaryota, Metazoa, Chordata, Actinopteri, Labriformes, Labridae. The record is from the annotation of a GenBank genome assembly.
GCUCCUCCUUCGAUUUCAUUGGUCAGCGCUGGUGACGUACAGCCCGUGCACGGCCCUCCCUUAGCGGAUAGAGUUCAGCUGAGACUUCGGUUGACCUUGCAUUACAUAGCGGUUCACAAACAAACCACCGUCCAGUGAAAACAUGGCAACUCCUAGUUUACCUGUGAUCGCACAGAUGCCAGCAGUAUCUAACUCGGGAUUCAGGUUAUCAAAAGGUAACGUAUAUAAGAUAGUUUAUUUUAUUUAAACAGUGUAGCAUGCUAACAUUGGAAGAGGGUUUUAGUUUGCCACUUCAACUUGGCUACGACCUGAUAUCACCCCCACCCAAGUAACAUCUGACGGGCAUUUUGAGCGACGGGGUUAUGAAAACUGCGUCUAUUGAAAGCAUUUCAACGUGAUUGUGUUCAUGAAAUCUCCAAAUUUCUGUGCACGUUAUCUGCAGCUUGUCUAAGAAGCAUUUAGCACAACUAGCUCGUUCUGUCAAAUGUCUCCUUGUUUUGAGUUUCCUUCUUCAGCAUGUCACUGAAAAAGCUUUGGCUCAUCAACCAAAGCCGUAAAGAGUCUUGGAGUCGAUCCAAGCUUUUCCAGCAGGAGUUGUGUCUGUGUAUGGUGGCCUCAUGUAAACCCUCUUGUGAAGCUGCUAAUCACUGAGCACGUUGAUUCGGAUCGACAGCAGGGCCCCUGGUCCUCUUGUCUUGCGACUCUGCAUCAUGUGAUACCCAGUGGACCUGGAUUAUCCUCGUCAGUACCGUGCUGGAAAAGGGCAAUUUCACAACCUCUGUGCAGGAUCAGAAGCUACACAAACUACAGCUUCUUAGUUUUCUCUAAAUGGGUCAUAUUGUGUGUUCAGGGUAACAAAACUGUGAGGGACUGAACAGUAAAUAAAAUUGGUUGUAUAUUAUCUGUGUACUGGUAAUGUUAAAAGACUGAAGUUAACGAUUUUUUCUGUACUGUCCAGAAUAAACAUACAGUAUCUUAGUUGGUUUGUGUUGCUGACACUGUACAUCCCAGAGACUUAAAGGGAUAUACCAGCGGAAAAUUAAUUUAAGGUCAAACACACAACAACAUCGAGUUAGACACCCCCUCGAGGGAUGAAUGUUGCCAACCACUAGCUUCUCUAGUUAUACCAACUCUAGUAAGGACCGCACGAUAGCAAUACACAGCGGUCCCAGGAGCCAUAAACAAACAUCAACCAAAAAGCCACUCUACAGCCACAAAUAAUGCUAAGAACAGCACCCAACUUCAUCAACAGUACAUAUAGGGUCCUAGCCAUAGUACUAGCCACCAAACAUCUUUUUAACUUUGCCUAAUUUUUGUAGCAAAGAGACUAAACACAGCUCACCUACUCUCUUCCAGCAGCCGUUUGUUUGUAGUGAGACCUUGGGCCAGUCCAUUACCGACUGCAGCGGGGUGACACAGCUCAAGGAAGAACAUUUAUGAUCAUUUCUUCAUGGAAAUGCAAUCAGACCGAGAUGCUGAGGCAGAAGAUCUACUGCAUCUGCAGUGCAAAAUGAUUUAAUAUGGUGAUUAUUACUUAAAGAAAAUGUAAAGAAAUAAUCAUAAAUGUUCUUCCUUGAGCUGUGUCACCCCGCUGUAGUCCGUAAAGGACCGGCCCGAGGUCUCGCUACAAACAAACAGCUGCUGGAAGAGAGUAGGUGAGUUGUGUUUAAUCUCUUUGCUAAAGAAAUCAGGCAAAGUUAAAAAGAUGUUUGGUGGCUAGUACUAUGGCUGGGACCCUAUAUGUACUGUUGAUGAAGUUAGGUGCUGUUCUGAGCAUUAUUUGUGGCUAAAAUGUGGUGUUUUGGUCGAGGUUUGUGUAUGGCUCUUCAGACGGCCGUGUAUUGCUAUUGUGCGGUCGUUACCUAAGUUGGUAUAACUAGAGAAGCAAGCAGUCACUAACAUUCAUCUCUUGAGGGGGUGUCUAAAUUGGUGUUACAGUGUGUUUGAUCCUAAAUUAAUUUUUGCGGAAUAUCCCUUUAACACCUUGGUGUUGUUGUGAGCAGGAGAGGGUGGGUGUAUGUGGGUCACCGCAGCAAAUUUUUACAAGGAGGUGUUACAAGGAAGCAUGUGUAAUUGAUAAAAUCCUAAAAACUGUCUCUUUCCAGAGCAUUUGGUGGUAGCAGUGCCUGUUGCAGUGGUCGCAGCUGUCGGAGGAUUCCUAGUCAGCCAUUACCUGAGUGGGAGAAGCUGUAAAAAAGGUCAGGUGAACUUAACAGUCAGUAAAGACAGUCCCAAAGUGGUCCACAGCUUCGACAUGGAGGACAUUGGCACCAAGGCUGUGUACUGCCGCUGCUGGAAGUCAAAGAAGGUUAGGCUUCAUCCAAUGCCUCAGAGGCUGUUUUUGGAAAAACCUUUUAUUAGAUACUUUGUGUUUAAGAUAUGCUGCAUAAGCUGCAAUUUCCCUGUUAUUGUCCAAACUUGUUUCAAUACUCCUAAGUGUGUAGAUAAAAAUAAACUAAAGGACAAAUAAAUUAGCAAAAGAAAAAACAACCCCAGCAGCAAAGGGAUAUGGCGAACAAGUCAGAUCUGAAUUCAGAGCCAACAACAACCUCAGCAGUUAAAAAAUGAGUUUCAGGUCCCUGUUUCUACCAUUGCUGACACUCAUGUUGCACUUCUGGUUGCAUCCCACUCUGGUGGCGUGUGCAGAGGCUGAAGUGUUAUGCAGGAGUGAAAGUAAUGCUUGGAGACACCAACCUCUCCUCUGAAUCUGACUGAAUAACAACAUGUGUAGAGAUUACUCAAGAGAUGUUGGGCCUUGUAUUGAAAUAGACCAAAGUCUGUCUUUGGUAUUCUUGGAUGGGUGAUAAACCGAGUCCACCAUUAACCCAAUUGACAGCAUUCUUAACAAGGAAAAUCACAAUGUUUUAAUUGGAUAUGUCUUUAUUAUAUCAUCAUUCUAUAGAGCACAUAGUUGAUGAGUGUUUAUUUUCCUUUAAUAUUUUGCAUUGACCUUGCAGUUCCCUUUCUGUGAUGGAGCCCAUACCAAACACAAUGAGGAAACCGGGGACAACGUUGGACCUCUCAUCAUUAAGAGAAGGGAUGCUUGAGCCAAUCACUGAACUGUGAACUCCCUCCCCCACUUCUCUACCACCCAUCCCCAGUCCGUCCAAUCAUUAUUUCAGCGCCACACUGACAGUCACAGUAUGAUUCGGCCAUAUUUGCAUCAAUGUAAACAACAGAAAUUCAUGACGGAUCAAAAUAACUCUUGCAGUGCUAGAAAUGUUGUUGGUCAAUCUAUUCUGAUUUACUGAUUUCAAACUGGUUUGAAUCGUCGUUUGAAUCGUCGAUUAACUGACAGGCUUCAUGAUCAAAGGCUUUUUAAGGUGAGAUAAGGUCAGUCUUGGUGGUACUUAAACGGCACAGUAUUGUACCCUGAAGUCUGAUGUAACCCAUGUCCCCGUCCUUCUUGUCUGUCUCAGUUGUGGAGCAGACUUGAACUGGCAGCACUUUGCCUCAGUCUUUUCAGUAUCCCAUCUUUUUCAUCAAAAGCCUUACAUUAAAACUCAGCUCUCAAAAACGAUGCUUACUGAGGUAGUGGGUGUCACCGGUGCUACAGUGGUUAGGCCCGUACUGAUUACUUGCCAACAGUCCUUUCCCUUUUCCUAAAUCCAGAUUAUUCAACAAAAAAACUACAUUUGCAAAAUGAAAGUGUGCAGCAGUAACAGAGUUACAGCACAAAGGAGGGGUCACUUAUAUAACUAGAAAGAAGCUGCAACCAAUGACCAUGUUAACAGGCGUUUAACAUCACCUAAUGCAGAACGCUGCUGCAUUCACGUCCAUUUAGGCAGAUGCAGAGUAACAUCUUGUUCUGACAGGCUUAAAAUGCACCAACCAAAGGAAGGUAGAGUUAGCCUCUUGUUACCCAAUUUUCUCUUUGUGGGCUAGACUGUAAGUUUCGAGGUUGUGGUGGAUGCAGUGUCCACAAUAACAGUGGCCAGAGUUCUCUUAGCCCUUUCUUACAUACACUCAUGAUUACGUGAAAACAUUUCCUAGAAGAGCCACAUGUUUAAAUAACAUCCAGCCUCCCUGAAGGCUAUGUAAUGUCAGGUUGAUGUACAACCGAUCACAUGAUUAUCAAGAGCAUUCAAGGCAAGCCAGUGAACAUUGUAAUGACACCUUUGACACUGCAAGUAGUGAGCUGCUAAGUACUCUUUAUUUGCUUUCCUCUGUAUUGCCUUACUCUUUUUACUGAUGCUGCAGUCAUACCUAAACAUGUUUGUAAAAUAUCAGUGCAAAAAAAAUCAGCAUGCUGUAUCUUCUUUUGUUGAAAAUGUCUGACAUUGAAAAUCUCCUGCUCUAAGUUACUUUCCUGUUCAAGGCAACUCUUCCUGUUUUUCUGGAUUUACCUUAUUGCUUUUACACUAAAAUGAUAUCUGGGUUGCACUCUCCUACUGCCUGAAUCCAUGUGAAUGCAGCAUAAAGUCAGCUGAUACUGAGUAACGAUGUCAAAUGUAAUCUCUACUGCCACUUGUGUCAAAAGUUUAUAAAUCAGUGGGGAGAUUUCUUGACCGGGGCACCCCUAUCUCAGGACCAGAGUGUUGACACAAAUCCAACCCAUGUGAAGGUUACAUGUAUGAUUUUUGCACUAAGAGCUGCUUAGAGAAGAGAAGCUCCGCUUGUCUUAAAUGAAAUAAUAACCAUCAAUCUUGAAAAGUGUUAAAAUAUUCUGUUUGUAUCAAUUUACUUUUGGCUCUAAGGAAAUGUGUAUAAUCUGUAAAAUGUUCAAAGGUCUGCUUUUUAAAGUAUAUAUUUUGCUUGCUCAUUAGAUUUGUUUUCUAUGGGGUUUGGUGUACAUGACUCAUCAAUAUUUUUCUGUAUAAUAUGAAUAAACUUGAGUGAUCUGAUCA